Vicia faba (fava bean) is the source of this 1731-nucleotide messenger RNA. The record is from the annotation of a GenBank genome assembly. NCBI's taxonomy places the organism in Eukaryota, Viridiplantae, Streptophyta, Magnoliopsida, Fabales, Fabaceae.
AUGUCGCGCUGCUUUCCAUUUCCACCACUAGGGUAUGAAAAGAAGACUAGAACGGAUGAUGUUGACUUACCAAAAAAGGAAAAGCAUAGAGAAAAAAAGCACAAAAAAGAUAAGAAGGACAAAGAGAAGAAGGACAAAGAGAAGAAGGAAAAGAGGGAAAAGAGGGAGAAAGAAGGACGCGAUAAAAAACCUAAGGAUAAGGAUAAAAAGGAAAAAAACAGGGAAAAAAAGAAAGAUAAAGACAAGGACAAGGACAAAGGAAGAGAUAGCGAUACAAGUAAAACCAGUACUGCUGAUGGCAAAGGACUUCCAGGACAAGCUGAAGGUCUCAAUGCAGGUAAACUCCAAAAGGAAAUCAAGCCUGAUAAGAAGGAUGUCUUUGUCGAUAAUAAAAUUAUCAAACAGUAUACUGGCAAUAAUGGGGAGAUGGUUAGAGAGAUUAAUCAUCUGGCUAAGGAGAACAAGGAUUCUAAAUUCCUCCUGGAGUUUGAGAGGAGAAUUAAGGAUGAUAAUGGAGCGGCUGGUAAUCAAUUGGUUCAGAAGUUUACAAAUUCAGACCAUAGAAAAGAUGAGGGGACUGUUAGGUUGUUGGCUAGGAAUAGUGGCACCUUGCGCGAUGACAGUGAAAAACUCAAGGACAAGGGUUUUGAUGCUAAGAAGAUUGAGGGGAAAGGAAUUAAUGCCCAGGUACGGCCUUUUGGAAAUGCAACAGUUCAGAACCACGGCGGCAAUUUUCAUCCUAAAGCCGAUGGAGUGCCCAAACUUUUGGGGAAGUAUAUGGACAGGAAUUUGGAAGCAACAGUUGGAGGAAAAGAAAAGGUUAAGGAAAAGAAAGAGGAAGGAAAAGAAAAGGUUAAGGAAAAGAAAGAGGAAGGGAAGGAAAAAGACAAGAAAAAGAAAGAUGAUAAACGAGGUGAAAAAAGAAAAAAUAAAGAGGAGAAGAAAGGGCAUGGGAAGGACAAAGAUCGGGAUAAAAAGAAAGAGAAAACUAAGGAGCAUACUGAAGUUAAAACCACAGAGCAGAGUAAAUUAAAAGAAAGCAACAAUGUUGGUCCUAUACAUUCAAAUUCCUUCUCACGGAUUAGCAAGAACAUCCAUGAGAAUUCUGUUGGCCCUGAAAGCAACAACGUUGGUUCUAUACAUUCAAAUUCCUUCACACAGAUUAGCAAGAACAGCCACGAGAAUUCUGUUGGCUUUGAAAAUAGCAAGAAACGGAAGGAGAUCGAUUCAAAUGGAGUUCCACGUGCCAAUGAGAAUUGGCCGAGUAAGUUGCCAAGAUCAUCCUCUUCUCACUCAUUCACAGAAAAUGGAAGAAUAUUGGAACCUUGCACAAUUUCUAUUCCAAUUGCUUCAGAUAGACCAGAAAUAGCUGUCAGCAGUGCUAAGAUAGAAAACAAGGAAUGCAAGAUAAAUGGCUUCAUUGAAGUUCGACCACUUGCAGUACCCUCAAACAAGACUCACGCCACUCCCAUGUCAGCUGUUCCGUUAAUUGAAGCAUCUUCAAAGCCACCCCAUCCAGAUACCAAGUACCUAAACCACAUAUAUUCGGUACCUAAAGUGGAAUGGUCUGCUUUGGAUGAUCAAGAAUGGUUGUUUGACAACAGUAUUUCGCAAGAACGGAAACCCAUGGUGAAAUCUUCAGAGGCUGGGGAGACACCGCAAGUAUGGGCAGAAGUUGUGCACUUAGAGCCACCAGAUGUUUUUGCUCUGCCAUAUGUCAUUCCAUACUGA